This is a messenger RNA of Ostrinia furnacalis (Asian corn borer), 646 nucleotides long. RefSeq lists its product as uncharacterized. Lineage: Eukaryota; Metazoa; Arthropoda; Insecta; Lepidoptera; Crambidae. The record is from RefSeq and is a predicted model, not a curated record. Bases 184 to 528 code for a protein of 114 amino acids. The transcript has 2 exons. Gene Ontology annotation, cellular component: mitochondrion; respiratory chain complex I.
UACUGACUGUACAUAAUAUAACUGGCUUUAAACAAAAAAGUAUUUUACAUGGUACUCUGGAUCAGACAUAUGAUUAUGACAACUUGUCAAAUCUUUUAACUUUUGCAGUUUCUUGAUCUGUCCUAUACAUAAAUAAAGAAAUAAAUUUAAUAAUACAAUAGUAGUUUUAUAGUUUUAAACACAAUGUCUAAGCAGUGCUACUCAGAAAUUGAGUGCAAAAUCAUCAAGGCCCAGAUUGAGAGGCGGGCCAAAUACCGGAAAGAGUUCUUGAAGGCUAGGACUGACCCUUGUAAGCACUCUCAAGAGGCUGGAUAUGUUUUCGAUGAAGCAAUGCAGAGGUUCAUGACAUUGAAAUGCUACCAAACAUACUACUUCCAACCAUGUAUGCAAGCAGCCAUUAAGGGCAUUUUAUGUAUUGCACCUAUGUUCAUUUAUGGGUACAUAAUAUGGGAGAGCAGAAACAAGUUUGAAACUGCCUGUCGGUGCGGUAGUCUGAGGUAUCGUGAUAGACUUUUCAAAUUACAAUAAAAAUGUAGUCAUUUAUUAUGCUUUGAUGAUUAAAAAAUAUUUUAUUGCUAUUGAAUUUCAUCUUUCAAUUAUUACAAAAAUCUUAAUGCUAAAACUGUAGGCUACUGAGACUAUAAAA